Molecule: messenger RNA, 3032 nt
Organism: Malaya genurostris
Lineage: Eukaryota; Metazoa; Arthropoda; Insecta; Diptera; Culicidae
Gene: casp
Product: FAS-associated factor 1
Exons: 14
Coding region: 337-2532 (731 amino acids)
Cellular component (GO): nucleus; endoplasmic reticulum
Molecular function (GO): ubiquitin binding
Source: RefSeq, a predicted model, not a curated record
UUCUUUCUUGCACAGACGGAGCACUUUGUGUAAAAUUGAACCAUCAUCAGGACACGACGGUUCGUUUCGUUCGCAGAUACUGAAGAAAGAAAAUUUGUGAUUAAAAAAAAGCGUUCGCAAGAACAUAUUUCAGGAACAAUUACGUACGAGUAACUGAACAGUUGUAAGUGGAAAAUUUCCGAGGGUAAAAAUUUCGAUGAGAACGCGAAAUUGAAGGCGAAGAUUGCACUUCUGUCAUCGCACAGUACAUACGCGCAGUCUGCUCUUUCUCCGUCACUUUGGUGUAUGCGGAAGAAAGUGUUUCAAUUCUUUUCGUAAACGCAAAUAGCAACCGAGAUGUCCGAGAAUCGGGAAGAAAUUCUAGCCAACUUUCAGAGCAUAACCGCAAUUGAAGAUGUUGCCGAGGCCAUCUAUCAUCUGGAUGAAAGUAAUUGGGAUCUUUUGGUUGCUAUCCAUCGAGUACUACCUCAAGACCCGCAGGAUCAACGGGCAGCCAGUGGAGGAGGUUCAUCUGUUAAUUUGAACAGUGGUAACAGUGGUACGACAUCUGCAUUUGCAAAUUACUCGAACAAUUUAAACAGUCUGGAAGCAAUUGCCAACGUAGAAGAGCUUAUGACGGCUCCAUCAUCUCCAAUCAAAAAUGCAUUCGGAGUAGGAAGUAGUGAUGCUUCCAGCAAUAAUCAAAGUCUGGAUGCUGACUUUUCAUUUGAUGACCCUUUCGGAAUAACUGAGCCAGGAGCAUCUACGUCUCGAUCCAACAGCAACAAUGACUUCCGCAGUGCACUUAACUAUUUGGACACGAAACCGCAUGAAGUAAUAUUUAAGAUUCAUUUCAACAAUGAGUUGCAUUCGAUCAGCAUAUCAAACCACGCAACGGUGGGGGACUUAAAAGCUAAAAUUUGCGAAAAAACUGCAGUUCCAGUGUGUCGACAGGCACUGAAAGGUUGGGAGCACGGAAAACAGAAGGGAGUACAAAAUUCUAACACGGUGCUCAAAUCGCUCAACAUAGGCAAGGAAGUUAAUCUCAUUAUGACAGACAUGACAGUAGAGGGAUUUGUAGGAGAUACUGAUCCACUAUCAUUACAAAAUAAGCAGACCUACACACUGCACAUCAAUGUCCAGCCGGAAGCGGAGAUGCUGGUGCUCAAGUUUCCCGGUCAUCAGAACAUUUUGUCGAUCAAAACGGACGUCUAUACCGUCACGAGCAUUCCGGUGCGGCACCAAGUGUGGUCAGGUUGGCCCAACAACGUCACUAACAAUACGACGCUAGCCGAGUCCGGUGUGGAGCGGGAACACAAUCUAGUACUGAAACGGGCCGAUCAGGACGGUGCGCCCAAAAUCACCAACAACAACAAUGCGACCAACACCGCCAGCACCAGUACUAGCAGUAGCAGUAGAAACGUGUACAACAGUGACAGCAUGCCCAUCGUCAUUGAUUCGGAGAGUAGCGGAGAGGAGUUCGAGGAUGCUUCGGAUUUUAACAACGAUGACGACAUUUUUACGGAGACGCCCAUCAACAGCCACUUGAAACAUUUGAUUCCCGAUAACGUCGAUGACGAGACGAUCGGCAGCAUACAGUUCGUGGAAAAUUUUGUUGAGCGAUAUGGACCGCAACAUCCCAUGUUCUUCCAGGGUAGUCUAGAGGAUGCACUAAAGGAAGCCUGCCGCCCGUCGGCCAGAGAUCGUAAACUUAUGGCGAUUUAUUUACACCAUGAUGGAAGUGUGUUGACGAAUGUUUUCUGUGGCCAAUUGCUUGCAUGUGAAAGCAUCAUCCAAAUGCUGCUAGAUCACUACGUCCUGUUCGGUUGGGAUUUGACUUUCGAGAGUAAUAAAAAUAUGUUUUUAUCGUCAAUAUCGGCUUGCGUGGGCAUGACCGCAUCGAUAACAGUUCGGAACAUUCCAACUGAUCGGUUGCCAGCCAUUCUUGUGAUAUCAAAGAAUCGCAGUCAGUGCGAAGUUUUCCAAGUGAUCUAUGGCAACGUCAGCGUGGAUGAUUUACUAUCGCAGCUCAUGGAAGCGGCCGAUAUGUACAGUGAGCAACUCAAGAUCGAACUGCGCGAGGAGAAUGAACGAUUAGCUCGGGAGCAGGUGAAACUGGAACAGGAUGCUGCAUAUCGUGAAAGUUUGGAGGCCGAUCGGGCCAAACAGGAAGCAAAACGCCAGAAGGAGUUGAUGAUGCAAACCGAGCGCCGCCGGCUGGAAUCCGAGCGGGCCGAUGCCGAAGCGAAACGAGAGCUAAUUCGAGCAAAUGCUCGAAUCACCGUCCCUCCGGAACCGGAGCAAAUAUCCGGGGAAAAUAUAACCAAAAUUAGAAUUAGGCCACCGAGCGGACCGAUGAUAGAGAGGCGUUUCACGCUUGACACUCCGUUGCGGAUCCUGUUGAAUUUCAUCACCGGCGAAGGGUUCCUGAUUGAUGAGUACAAGGUGAUCUCUAGCUGGCCUCGACGAGAUCUCACGGUUCUAAACUUAGACGAAACACUACGGCAACUGAAGCUAUAUCCCCAGGAGACGGUUAUACUGGAGGAGCGAUGAUUCCAUCCAUCCUAAGUAGACCGUUGUUCCCUGUAUCCACAAUUAAUUCUACCAUGUGGGAGGUACAGUGAUGCCUAACUUAUUUCAUUCAAGAUCACUCAAUCACACAGCAAGUACGGCGCGGUCUCCUUCAAGUAUAUUAAUCAAGUUUAAUUUCUUAUUUGAAUUGAAAAAGAGUGAGUGGCAAAGAUUAGUAAACCUAGGGGAGUUUUGAUGGUUUUCCAAAUUUUAUCACUACAAUCUCUAAUUUAUUUUGUGACGUUUGGCUCUAAAACUGUUUCGGAUUCACAUUUCGGCCUGUAGAUUUCUGGCAACUGUUCGUACUACAAAAAAAUAUGAUUUUUGUUAAACACCAGAAUACAAUCCAAGCCUAAAAUAUAUUCUUAUAUACCGAAGGAGUGCAGAUUCGAUAAAACAAUGAAUAAUUUGUAUAGCAGAGUAAAUAAUUACCAUGCCCAGCAGGCGGGAGAGAAAAAAUAAAAAAGUGAUCCUCAACAUAA